Messenger RNA from Drosophila busckii, 431 nucleotides. RefSeq names its product cytochrome c oxidase assembly protein COX16 homolog, mitochondrial (gene l(3)neo43). Bases 77 to 385 code for a protein of 102 amino acids. The record is from RefSeq and is a predicted model, not a curated record. The transcript is spliced from 2 exons. Gene Ontology annotation, cellular component: mitochondrial inner membrane. Gene Ontology annotation, biological process: mitochondrial respiratory chain complex IV assembly. Lineage: Eukaryota; Metazoa; Arthropoda; Insecta; Diptera; Drosophilidae.
AUCGGAUGUAAUCGGUCUGCUUCUUUCGAGAGCCCUGGCCAUUUGUUAUCAUUUCAUAACAAUAAUAAACAAAAACAUGUCGUUUACACAAAAGCUUAACUAUUACGCCAACAAAAAGUCUUUCAAAUACGGCGUGCCCUUUCUUGUUAUGAUAGUAGCUGGUUCUUUUGGGUUGCAGCAGUUUUCCAGCUUAAGGUAUCAAUACGCUAAAAUACAGCCUGUUUCACCAGAAGAGAUGAAAAAAUAUGGCGUGAAAAUGAAGAAACGCCAAGACGUAACGCUUGAAACAGAAUAUAACAAAGUUCAGUCUAUCGAUAUUGAUAAUUGGUCCAAUAAGCGAGGCCCACGUCCCUGGGAGGAGGAGGAACUGGCGAAAAAAUCUUAGUUACACACUUAAAUGUGAAACGCUUAUUUAAUAUUAAGUUGUUAAA